AUGGCACCUGCGACAAUAACAACAGCAUCUGGUGCAUCUUGGCAAGAGGUCGCCAAAGAUAGACAGAGAUAUCGAGAUGAGACUAUCGCAGCUAUCGAGCCACCUAUCCCAGAUGUCUCGGAUAUUCCAUUGAAUACAUUAUCAGUUGCGAGAAGAGUACUUACAUCCGAGGAGAUUAAAAUCACAGAAGCUACCGUCGAAAGUCUAGUGGCUAAACUUGCAAAAGGAGAAUUAAGUUCAACCGAGGUUGCGAAAGCAUUCUUGAGAAGAGCUGGGUUGGCCCAAAAAGUGACUAAUUGUAUCACCGAAUUACUUCCCGAGCGAGCACUUUCUCGUGCAAAAUACCUCGACGAAUAUUUGAAAACCAAUGGGAAGACUAUCGGCCCUCUUCACGGUAUACCGAUAAGCGUAAAAGAACAUAUUGGCAUCAAAGACCUGGACCAUAAUGCGGGCUUCGUUGCUUGGGUUGGCAAAACAAGUCCAGUUGAUUCCCAUAUUUUAGAAAUUCUGUUGAAUGCAGGUGCUAUAUUAUACGCUAGGACUACACAACCUCAAACUUUGAUGCAUUUAGAGACAAGUAAUAAUAUAUAUGGAGUGACUGUAAACCCAUUCAAUACUACUUUGACUUGUGGUGGCUCUUCGGGUGGUGAGGGGGCGUUGGUUGGAUUUAGGGGUUCGUGUCUUGGUAUCGGUACUGAUAUUGGUGGCUCGAUCCGUUCACCGGCAGCCAAUAAUGGUGUAUAUGGCAUGAAGCCAACAGCUCGUCGCUUACCAGUAGAUGGAUGGACUGCAACUAUGGCUGGUGCCGAGCACAUCGUUCCCACGAUCGGACCAUUAUCAACAAGCUUAGAUGGCUGUAAAGUCUUCAUGAAAGCACUCAUUGAUGCAAAACCAUGGUACAAAGAACCAUCUCUUUUACCCUUUCCUUGGCGAGAAGAGAAUUUCUUUCCGGGCAAAAAAAUAAAAGUUGCGAUUUUAUGGGAUGAUGGGGUUGUUAAACCACAUCCCCCGGUUACAAGAGCCUUAAAGCAAGUCGUGGGCAAGCUUAAGACGAAUACAAGUAUAGAAGUGGUUGAGUGGAAGCCGUAUAAGCAUGAUCUAGCUUGGGAGAUAAUUGCCAAUUUAUAUUUUUCCGAUGGUGGAUCACAGGAACUCGAUGCGCUAAAGGAAUCUGGAGAGCCCCUUCGACCCCUCACUGAGCACAUCAUUACUCAAAACAAGCAUCUACAAUCUCAUAGUAUCGCAUCGAUGUGGAAUUCUCAAGUUCAACGGGAUAUGUAUCGCACCGAGUAUGCAAAUAUUUGGAACGAAACAGCGACUUCAAAAGGUGCAAAUGGUGAGCUGGAAGGAAUGGUGGACGUCAUACUGUCUCCAGUUGGACCAGGGAGUGCACCAAAACUAGACACCAGUAAAUGGUGGGGCUACACUUCGCAGUGGAAUCUGUUAGAUUAUCCUGCUUUAGUCUUUCCAGUUGACAAGGUUGAUGUGGAAAAGGAUAGUACCCAAGAGACGUACACUCCAAGAAACGACAAGGACAAAUACAAUUGGGAUCUAUGGGAACAACAUGGGGCUGAAGGUUAUAAAGACGCACCUAUAAGCUUACAGUUGAUAGGAAGACGAUUUGAAGAUGAGAAGGUCAUUCAGGCUUUGGAGAUCAUUCAAGAGCAAACUGGAUUACCAUUUGUUGAAUACAUCUGA
Botrytis byssoidea is the source of this 1698-nucleotide messenger RNA. RefSeq lists its product as uncharacterized. Bases 1 to 1698 code for a protein of 565 amino acids. NCBI's taxonomy places the organism in Eukaryota, Fungi, Ascomycota, Leotiomycetes, Helotiales, Sclerotiniaceae. The transcript is spliced from 6 exons. The record is from RefSeq and is a predicted model, not a curated record.